Molecule: messenger RNA, 564 nt
Organism: Haemonchus placei
Lineage: Eukaryota; Metazoa; Nematoda; Chromadorea; Rhabditida; Trichostrongylidae
Source: the annotation of a GenBank genome assembly
AUGACGCUUCAUCGGAAAAGUGGUGCUAGUAGUGGCUCUUCGUCAUCUUCCAGAAGGUUGACAUCAUCUAAAGAUUUCUUCGGUUUCUUUUCUUUGCUGCGUCGCCAGUCGCCGACCACUCCCCACAUAUCGAACACCAGCUCUUCAGGGAAAUCGAAGACCGAUAACUCCGACUCUCGAACAGCUUUGUUCAUCGGAAGUGUUUUACAUGUCAUAGCCAUAUCCCAUAGGGACUGAGCCAACUGAUCGUCUUGCACCCCAAGAUAUGAGUCGAGUAUAUCGUUCAAGCGGCCGAUCAUCUUUUUGUCGACAGAACCCUGAAAUGUUGGCGGACACUUAGAAGGGUACCGGAGGCAGAAAUACCGAAACAAUCUCACCUCUUGUAUAACCACACCACCGUUAGCCUUAAAUCGAAGGGUGCCCAUUCCUUCGUUAAUGGACUGCUUAUGCGUCAUAAGUGAACGUGGCGCAAUCUUUUGGAAGCCUGACUGCUUGGGAGAAACCACACGCAAGGUGAAUGUUUUUCCAAUUGGCAUAUUUCUGAGUAUGCGAACCACCUCAUAA